UUCAGUAUCUCUUGCCACUCCCUCGUACUCAAGAUGCAGAUCAACUUAUUCAAGGCUCUGCUCUCGUUUAUUGCCUUUGGGCAAUGCUAUGGCCUGAAUCCUCCUCUUGAUGUCACCUGGAGGGCCGACAAUUGUAACGGGUUCAUGUUCAAUGGAGCCUCCUUAAACCAAAUAUGGGACAACGCAGCAUCGAUGGCUUUGAAUGCUCAGCUUUCAAUAGCUGCUGUCCCCAAUACCGCAAUGCAAGUGGUGACAGCCAGUGCCGAUGACAAAAGAGCAGGAGGAAAUGCACAGCUCAUGUGGGGUCCCAAGUACUCGAGGGCUACGGGAGCGGAUUCGACCCUUCAGGGCAACCUGCAAUUUGUCACCACUGCGUACGGCGACGCCUUGAAAGGACUGAAAAAAACUCUGACCGGGGCCAACAACUUCGAUCUCAACAAUGCGAUUCUGUUCUGUGGGAACACGGGUUUUCAGCAAGGAAUACCUCCUGGCAGCAGCUUCAUGAGUGACGUCUGGUACUAUGAAAUCCAAACCGGUACGGCUCCGAAUCAGGUUACUGAAUAUUUUGUCCCCAAUUACGCUACAGGCUUCAACGCCCCUAAGCCAUGCACGGAGACGGGGGAUGAUGCUUCUUACAAUGCAAUGACAUCCAUGGCCACACGGAUCGUCAACGGCGUUUCAACUGAUUUUGUCUCCAUCAUGCUAUGUCCCGACAAAAAGCCUUCACAGCCAGCCACCUUGACCAACCCCUUCACAACUACGGACAACACUGGCAAUCCGAAUGCUUAUAGUUCCAUGGCAGGAACAAUCUUACAUGAAAUGGUCCACGUGGUUGGCCUAUCUAGAAACGAAGACUGGUCCGAUAAGACAAAUCCGAAUGAUGCUAAAGGCAAUUAUGGCUUUCUCAAAUGUGUCGCCUUGGCUAGCAGACUUGCACCAAAUACCUAUAAAAACCCAGACAAUUACCGCAUCUUUGCCGAGAUGAGCAUGUCUCCAACGACGGAGUGGAGAGCGCCAAACCCCGCCACCUAGACCCAGAGAAAUUAUGUGAAGUGCCCGUGACUAGGAGUAACAGAGAGGGUACUAGUCGAUGGGGGAUGGUGUUUUUAGAGGCGUUUUCAUUUCGUUAUUAUUGAUUGAUCACAUUGAAUGGAGUUCUUUCAUGGGAAGGUUUUAGUUUCGUCUUGAUCACCGAUGAGUUUAUACUAGUCAAACAGACUUCAAGAUAUCUAUCACUAGAUACGUG
This is a messenger RNA of Hyaloscypha bicolor E, 1246 nucleotides long. RefSeq lists its product as uncharacterized. Gene Ontology annotation, molecular function: metallopeptidase activity. The transcript has 5 exons. Lineage: Eukaryota; Fungi; Ascomycota; Leotiomycetes; Helotiales; Hyaloscyphaceae. Bases 34 to 1032 code for a protein of 332 amino acids. The record is from RefSeq and is a predicted model, not a curated record.